Molecule: messenger RNA, 3882 nt
Organism: Ornithorhynchus anatinus (platypus)
Lineage: Eukaryota; Metazoa; Chordata; Mammalia; Monotremata; Ornithorhynchidae
Gene: PRSS16
Product: serine protease 16
Exons: 9
Coding region: 132-1589 (485 amino acids)
Biological process (GO): proteolysis
Molecular function (GO): serine-type exopeptidase activity; dipeptidyl-peptidase activity
Source: RefSeq, a predicted model, not a curated record
CCCCUUUCCCCGCCGCCUUGGCUGCCCCUCCAUGUCCCGCGGGCUCGCCCCCUCUCCCGCCCCGCUCCUGACAGGAUCCCCGGAGGGGGCGGAGCGGCGCCGUGAGGCCCGCGGCCCUGAGGCCCGCCGCCAUGGUCCCCCCGCCGCUGCUGCUGCUGUCGUUGUUGGCGGCCUCCUGCCCCCGCGCCUCGAGUCUCUUCUCCAAGCGCUUCAGGGUCUUCCCCGCUCCCCUUAGCGCGGGGCCCAGCGAGCGCUGGUUCCGCCAGAGGCUGGACCACUUUAACGGGGCGGAGGGACGAGUGUGGGAGCAGCAAUAUUUCAUUAACGAUACAUUCUAUAAAACCGGCGGCCCAGUGUUCUUGAUGAUUGGAGGAGAGGGCCCUGCCAAUCCAGCCUGGAUGCAUCACGGUACCUGGCUAACGUAUGCGGAAAAACUGGGAGCUCUGUGUCUGUUGCUGGAACACAGGUUUUACGGUAAAAGCCAUCCCACCCAGGAUCUGAGUACUUCCAACCUCCACUACCUCAGCAGCCGGCAAGCUUUAGCUGACCUCGCCCACUUCCGAACGGUGAUGGCAGAGAAGCUAGGCCUGGUCGAUAACAAGUGGGUUGCCUUCGGAGGUUCUUAUCCAGGAUCUCUUGCAGCGUGGUUUCGUUUGAAAUAUCCUCAUUUGGUUGAUGUCGCGGUAGCCACCAGCGCACCCAUCUAUGCUGUGAUGAACUUUCCUGAGUAUCUGGAAGUAGUUCAGAAAUCCCUGAGGACGUUUAGAAGAGAAUGCCCAGAAAUCGUAAGAGAGGCAUCAGACACCGUGGUGGAAAUGCUGAAGUACAAGGCAAACUACUUUAAGAUCACAAAAGAUUUCAAUUUAUGUGAACAGCUUCAGAUAAAGUCAAAAAUGGACUCUGCAUAUUUCCUUGAAAGUCUGGCUAGUAAUUUCAUGGAUGUGGUUCAGUACAAUGAAGAUAACAGAGCUUUCGAGGGAGUGAAGGGGACAAAUAUCACUAUCAACGUGCUAUGUGACAUUAUGUCCGAUAUUUCUCUUGGGACACCAUAUGACAGAUACGCAACAGUUGUUCGUCUGUUGCUGAACACUUUUGAAAUGACAUGUCUGGAUGCGAGCUACAGUAAUUAUGUGCAGGAAAUGACUAACUUUUCCUGGGAUGGGCCAGCUGCGACAGGAGGCAGGCAGUGGGUGUAUCAGACUUGCACCGAAUUUGGCUUCUUCCAGAGCACCGAUUCCAAAAAACAGCCCUUCUCUGGAUUCCCUUUGCAUUAUCAUCUUCAGCAGUGUUCGGAUAUCUAUGGCCAAGAAUUCAACAGCACUCUAAUUGCCAAUGCCAUUCGGGACACCAACGAGAAUUAUGGAGGCUUUAAUAUCACGGGCAGCCGAAUUGUCUUUCCAAAUGGCUCAAUUGAUCCGUGGAGUGCAUUAGGAGUCAUCAGUGACAUCAGUAAAGACUUACCAGCUGCUUUCAUCAAAGGUACAGCCCACUGUGCAAUUAUGUACCCUGAACGAACCGAAGAUUCAGCUGAGCUCGUAAAUGCACGAGUACGUGUGUUCAGGUUGCUGCAGAAGUGGCUAAAACAAUAAAUCACCUAGAAAUACAGUCUUGAAGAGAAGCAGAGAUUAUCCUUCCAUCUCAUUGCUUAAAGUCAAAGCCGGCUGAAAGGAUGAAGCUAAGUGAGCCAGCAGAAAAGCAUGGAUGGACAAAAUUUUAUCAGUCACUAUCUAAGUUGGUUUUGACUUUGAGUUUAGAAGGAAUCUCAUGUGGAUUUUUUUUCCAAAUAAAGCUCAGUGGCCAGUCCCCCUGGGCCUCAGCUGUCAAUCAUGCAUACUAAAGGCCAGACUGGAAGCUGGCACAAGGAAGCAAAGCGAUGAGCAGGAGAACAAGCCCAAACGAAUUGUUUCAAAACGAACCCGGUUCGGUUCAAACAACUCUGGUGCUUAUCGAAACCACUGUUCAUUGGAUUGAAUCAAGGCCCUAAAUGUUUAGCAGCAGGUGGGAUCCACUCAGGAUGCCUUUUAUUUUGUGCUGUGCCAUUUAGUUCCUCUGUUAUAAGCAUAAUAUCUCAUAGAGAAUGCACACUGCAGUUUACUUAUAUUUUUUAUCCUGAAUCUAAAAUUCAGAAAAGUCCUAGGAAUUGUUUAGAUAGCAUAAUGAUUUAUUCUAGGGGCAUUUUCAAUCAGUGUUCUAUUUAUGCAUCUAAUAAAUGCUGUUGAAUUAAUUACAGUGGAUGGGGUUUGUUUUAAUGCAGCAAAACUUGUACGUUUACAUUUUUAAUGCUGCAUUUCAAUCUUUCCCCAGUAUUUCCACCAAAUGUAAAAUCUUUGUGCCCAUUUAAUUCGCAACACUUUUCCAGGGUGUAACAAUUGCCAGAUUUUGCGUUUUGAACAACCGGGGGAGUUUAAAUCGGUCAGCGGUAUUCAUUGAAUGCUUACAAGGGGCAGAGCACUGCGAUACGAUGCAGCGGGGUAAGCGGACACAUUCCCUAUCCAAGGUGAGCUGCGGUCUAGAUGACCGUAUCAGGUGCAUCUUCAAAGAAUUAGAAUAUUCUGUAAUUGGAAUUUGUGACAUAUUUAAAUGAUGGGUCCUGUAAUAGUGAUCUCACUGUGCCGUGUCCACUGAGAUUUGCUACAGUAGUAAUAUACUUAUUGAGCAUCUGCUGGGUGCAGAGGAUCGGGAAAUGGAAGAUUGUGAAGGCCUUAGGAACCGGGGACUGUGUCUAACUCUCACUGUGUACUAAGAGCUGGGACACGAGUGAAAAUUAGACACGGUCUCCGGUUUCCGUGGGGCGGAGAAAAAAGACUGAGAGGGGUCUGGUGACCGACGCGUAAAGGAAGGCGAAGUGAAACACAGAAACGGCCUAAAAGAUAUGGAAAAUUAUAAACAUCAAAACAAACAGAGCAAAUUAGGACGUUAGAGGAGCAGAGUUUUAAGCUGCUCAAGGCUCAGACUCCAUUGAUCCCAGCCAGAGCCAAAGUAACUGCUCCCGCUCGGCCACCUCAGCGGCCACCGGCUUCCCGUCGGGGCCACCGCUCCGGGCUUCCCAUCCCACUGGCGCAGAGCAGGCCGGGGUGACGUUUGGGGAUGGCACAGAGCGGGGACGGAGGGAGUGACCGGCAAUGGAACUCGUUGGAUGGUAGACCAAGACCACGCACCUCCGGGGGUUUUGCCCUUUCCAUCCCGGAGGAAUCCCCUCUGCUCUUGCCUGUAGGAACAAUUUUCUUCCCUUCCUCAGUGCUACAAUGGAGCGCAUUUUCAGUCGAUCAUUUAUUGAGCAUUCUGUGUGUGCAGAACACUGUACUAAGCGCUUGGGAGAGUACAGUAUAACAGAAACAGUCCCUGCCCACAAGGAGCAUAUAUUUAGUCUACAGUGACUGUAGUGGAGAGAUUUGUGGGGUUUUUUUGGUUCUAUCCCGUGGAGAAUUGUUCAUGAGGAGGGUUGUCCCAUUUCCCUCAGCUAGGCAAAACGUAUUACUGGCAUAAUACUGGAGUCAUCUAGAAAUAGAAAGGUAUUUAAUGCUGCCUUAAUUUUCACCAUUUGGGCUCACAGUUGUGUGAAAAUAGUGAAUGUUUUCAGUGCCACUCCCUCGUUUCCAGUUGCUCCACUUGUGAGAAAAAUUGCGGUGUAAAAUGAGGAGAUGCAAGCUACUUCCACAGUAUUUUUAUUAGCUGUGUGUAGUUUUUCAUUGUCACUGUGUACAUUUAUUAAUUAAGGAUCUAUAUUAGAAAAAUCAAUACAAUUAUGGAGAAAAAUCAUUUUCAUUUAUCAAGUGACAAGGGUUCAUUGUGAAUGCUAUUGUCAGGUAAUUUUUCUGCUUAAUUUGACUUUGCAUCUCUGAGUAGUAAUAUACCUAAUAAAGAAGUUUGUUAUGAAGAAAA